Bicyclus anynana (squinting bush brown) is the source of this 9972-nucleotide messenger RNA. RefSeq names its product ankyrin-3. Gene Ontology annotation, biological process: protein localization to plasma membrane. Lineage: Eukaryota; Metazoa; Arthropoda; Insecta; Lepidoptera; Nymphalidae. Gene Ontology annotation, cellular component: plasma membrane; neuron projection. Gene Ontology annotation, molecular function: cytoskeletal adaptor activity; transmembrane transporter binding; spectrin binding. The transcript is spliced from 25 exons. The record is from RefSeq and is a predicted model, not a curated record. The coding region runs from base 454 to 3921 and encodes 1155 amino acids.
GUAAGGUCCUAAGCGCAACAACUAGUUCGGAAAAUUAACGAAAAUAAAUACUAUAAAUAAAUAAAAGAUAUGCUUCUAAUUAUAAAUAUGUGUCCGUGUAUUGCUUCAGCUUUAAUCGUUGCUUAGUGUUAGAAUUAGUAAUCUGUGUAAAAAAGGACUAUAUAAAAAAUAUAUAUAAACUAUGGCGUUAAGCCGCUUCGAUUUUUAAAUCGCUACGCAUUAGUUCUUUUUUUUAAAUAAGGUCUUUUUCGUGUAAUGUUCGCGAGGACUUUUAACUCGUAGAUACGUCGUCGUACUAGUGCAAGGACGCGGUAAAAUCGAUAUUUCGUCCGCGAUGCCGACCGGGCUGUAGUAUAUUCGAGUCCGGAGACUCGCUAGGGUGGUAUCGAGCUGGUAGAACUCUGCUGUUCAUGUCAUCGAAGAAAGAAGACUAGACUCGCGUCGCUCGACGACAUGACUACGGAGACUACGCCGAAUCAGCAGGCAGACGCCAGCACGGCGUUCCUGCGAGCCGCGCGCGCCGGACACAUCGACAAGAUCAUCAGCUUGCUGGAGCAGGGCGUGGACAUCAAUGUCAGCAAUGCUAAUGGUCUAAACGCCAUCCACCUCGCCUCCAAAGACGGCCAUGUCGAAGUGGUCAGAGAGCUGCUUCAGCGUGGUGCGGCCAUCGACGCCGCCACCAAGAAGGGGAACACUGCCCUGCAUAUUGCGUCCCUGGCCGGCCAGGAGGCUGUGGUCAAACUGCUGGUGCAAAAUGGAGCUCAAGUGAACAUUCAGUCACAGAAUGGCUUCACCCCACUGUACAUGGCUGCCCAGGAGAACCAUGAUGGAGUUGUCAAGUUUCUCCUAUCUAAUGGCGCAAACCAAAGUUUGGCCACAGAGGAUGGUUUCACGCCUCUAGCAGUGGCGAUGCAGCAGGGCCACGAGAAAGUGGUGGCAGUGCUUCUAGAAGCAGACACGCGUGGCAGAGUACGUCUGCCUGCUCUGCAUAUUGCUGCCAAAAAAGACGAUGUAAAAGCAGCCAAUUUAUUACUCGAGAAUGAGCACAACCCGGACGUGACCUCAAAGUCGGGUUUCACCCCGCUCCAUAUCGCCGCUCACUACGGCAACGAGUCCGUGGCCCGACUGCUGCUGGCUAAAGGCGCUGACGUCAACUGUGCAGCUAAACACAACAUUUGUCCUCUACACGUCGCUGCUAAAUGGGGUAAGGAGAACAUGGUGUCCCUCCUGUGUGACAACGGAGCUAACGUGGAGGCCAGGACCCGUGACGGGCUCACUCCUCUACACUGCGCAGCGCGCUCCGGUCACGAGAGGGUCGUGGAGUCCUUGCUAGACCGAGGAGCACCCAUCACUAGUAAGAGUAAGAAUGGUUUAGCCCCACUGCACAUGGCAGCGCAGGGUGAUCAUUCUGAAGCAGCUAGAGUCCUGCUUUCACGCCGGGCUCCCGUUGAUGACGUCACCGUUGACUACCUGACCGCACUACACGUUGCCGCCCAUUGUGGCCAUGCCAAAGUUGCUAAGCUGCUUUUGGACAGAAACGCCGACGCCAAUGCUCGUGCUCUAAAUGGCUUCACUCCGCUGCACAUCGCCUGCAAGAAGAACAGAAUCAAAGUUGUUGAACUACUCUUGAAAUAUGGAGCAAGUAUUCAAGCAACUACCGAGUCCGGCCUGACUCCACUCCACGUGGCCUCAUUCAUGGGCUGUAUGAACAUCGUCAUCUACCUACUGCAGCACGAAGCCAACCCUGACGUGCCUACGGUCAGAGGAGAAACGCCUUUGCACUUAGCUGCUAGGGCUAAUCAGACGGAUAUAAUCCGCAUCCUACUCCGCAACGGAGCCGCAGUGGAAGCCAAAGCAAGGGAGCGGCAGACUCCUCUACACAUCGCAUCACGUCUCGGCAAUGUCGACAUUGCUGUUCUACUGCUGCAACACGGUGCUGACGUGAGAGCCAUGACUGCUGACCAUUACAACGCACUGCAUAUUGCUGCUAAGCAGCAUAACCAUGAAGUUGCAGCGGCACUGAUAGAACAUAAUGCACCGUUGACUGCGACUACCAAAAAGGGAUUUACUGCUUUGCAUCUUGCUGCUAAAUAUGGGAAUUUGAAGGUGGCUAAUCUUCUUUUGGCUCAUGGAGCAUCACCAGAUCAAGCCGGAAAGAAUGGGAUGACCCCUCUACAUAUUGCUGCUCAGUAUGAUCAACAAGCAGUUGCUAACACACUCCUCGAAAAGGGUGCGGAUGCUAAGGCGGUUGCCAAGAAUGGUCACACACCCCUGCAUAUAGCAGCGAGGAAGAACCAGAUGGAAACAGCGGCCACUUUGUUGGAGUACGGAGCGCUUACAAACGCUGAAUCGAAGGCUGGAUUCACUCCAUUACAUUUGGCUGCACAACAGGGUCACACAGAAAUGUGCUCUCUAUUACUGGAACACGGUGCUGAAGUCGACCAGCAAGCCAAGAAUGGCUUAGCGGCGUUACAUCUUGCUGCUCAGGAGGACAGAGUGCCCGUCGCUCAGCUACUUGUGAAGAAUGGUGCUGAGGUGGACAUAUGCACUAAGGGCGGCUACACACCUCUCCACAUCGCCAGCCACUACGGACAAGCCAACAUGGUGCGCUACUUGCUAGACAACGACGCCUCGGUGAAAGCGCAGACUUCACAUGGCUACACCGCGUUGCACCACGCAGCACAACAAGGCCACAUCAAUAUAGUUAACAUCCUUCUGGAGCACAAAGCCGACGCCAACGCUGCUACUGUCAAUGGCCAAACUCCGUUGGAUAUAGCCUCCAAACUGGGUUAUGUGACCGUCAUGGAGACUCUGAAGGAGGUGUCGGAGCCGUCCAUGGCGCCAGCGUCCCAAGACAAAUACAAGGUGGUCGCUCCGGAGACCAUGCUGGAGACAUUCAUGUCAGAUUCUGAGGAAGAAGGUGGAGAAGACACAAUCCUCAACGACCAGCCGUACCGCUAUCUGACAGCGGAUGACAUGAAGUCAUUAGGGGAUGACUCUCUCCCCAUUGACGUCACCAAGGACGAGCGCACUGAAUCAGCCUUGAGCCACAAGAACAUUAUGGAAAUAUCACAAACUUCAAUGAACGGUAUACCGUACCAGCCGCAGCAGGAGGUGGUGGUGAAGAGCAUCAGUCGGUACAGCACGGCGCAGGCUCCCGAGGGAUAUUGCUACAACGUCGACCCUACGCAACCCAAGAAAAAGCUUCAGUGGAAAAACUUCCUGGUGUCAUUCCUGGUGGACGCUCGCGGGGGUGCGCUGCGCGGGUGCCGCGGGGGAGGGGUGAGGGUUAUCGUCCCUCCUCUGUCUGCCCAACAGCCUACUAGAAUCACUUGCAGAUACUUGAAGCCAUCCCGCAUCAACCACAUGCCGCCCCUCAUGGAGGGAGAGGCGCUAGCGUCACGGGUUUUGGAGAUGGGCCCAGUCUCUGCCAAGUUCUUAGGGCCAGUCAUCCUAGAAGUGCCUCACUACGCUUCUCUCCGCGGCAAGGAGCGAGAGAUCGUGAUCCUACGGUCUGACAAUGGAACCAGUUGGAGGGAGCACAAUGCUGACGCUACUGAUGAUGUGGUCCAAGAUAUACUCAACGAGACCUUGGAGAUCGAAGAAACCAACGAAGAGGAGAAAGGCUGGGAUGCACCUCGGGUGACUCGCAUCCUCACACAUGACUUCCCGCAGUACUUCGCUGUCAUAUCGCGCAUCCGCCAGGAAGUGCAUGCCAUAGGACCUGAAGGUGGCAUGGUAUCCAGCUCCGUGGUCCCGCAAGUCCAGGCCGUGUUCCCCCAGGGAGCACUCACCAAGAAGAUCAAAGUUGGCCUGCAGGUAAACCUCUUCAAACCCCGCAAAGGGGUUAAGGAUUUGAAUCUGAAAAAGAUCACUGUCAAUAACGUAUCUAAGAAAAAGAGGUUCUCUUUGAUUUGGUAGUGUUACCACAUAAGAUAUUUCAUUGUAUAACAUGUGUGAGAUUUAAAGAUUUUACAAUAUGUUUGGGGUGACAUUGUUUUUCCAUGUAAUUUUAUAUUUUUAACCGUGCAUGCAUUAAACGUGCAUUAUUUAACUGUGGCUAGUUCUACUGGCAAAGACGUACCACCAAGUGAGUUAUGCUAGCCACGUUUGCUUUUCAGAAACGUGAGAAUAAUUGACCGUCAAUGGCGACCUUUAGAGGUACGAUGUAUAGGAACCGAAAGGGGUGUGGAUUUUCUUCCAACUCCUAACAAGUUAGACCACUUACAUCUAUUUAGUAGUAGUAUAUAGUAGUAUCCGCCCAACGAUAUUUAAUACUAGAGAUAGGGCACUAGCAUAGGCACUUAUAUUGUUACAUUGAAAAACAAAGUUACCUCAGUAGAAGUUAAUUUAUUAUAGUUUUACGAAUCAGUAUUUUUCAUAGUGAUAUACAAUAAUUUAUUUCAAUCGACUAAGUCGGUCAAACAAUAAUAAUAAUCGAAGCUUAUGAAUUUUUAUCAUAAUCGAAUUAUGUAGAAUAAUUUUAAUUAAUGGUAAUUAUAAAGAUAUAAAAUAACUGUUUUUCUCUCCCAAAUAUUGUAUUUGAUAACCUAUUUCAUGAAUACCUUGAUUGAGGUAGUAGUGCUGUCACGUUUAUUAAUUGUAUGAGCAGGUUCAUUGUACAAGUCACAAAAAAUUACGCUGUUGCUUGUUUAGAACUCAUACGGGGCCUUUAAUCAUGAACUUGUUCACGCAACGUGGCGUGAGCCGUUUGCAAGCUGUUUUCUACUCACGAUUUAGAUUCGUGUGGAUUCUAACUAGUCAGGCAUUGUCCAACAAUAAAUUAUCACGUAAUUUUGAGCCAGGUUUUAUUAAAAAAAAUGCUCAUUUUUGUAUUUUAAAACUUUUUUUUUUAAUUAAUUAUAUUAUAAAGUAUUUUUAGUUCAAUAGACAUCAAUAUGAAGAAAUAAACUUAAUAUUUGGGAUUGAAAAUUAGUUGCCCAAAGGUUGUUUAGUGAAAUAGAAAAAAAAACAAAAUAUUCUGGGACUUGACAGGUAAUUGUAAUAUUAUCGAAUUUUGUUAAAGUCUUAUAGAUUUAUUUGAAUAUCCAAUCAGAGAAAAGCAAUAUCUAAUGAGCGAUCCUUUGGGUAUAGUGUAAUAAUUAGGUUUACAUUGAAAAAUUAAAAAAAACACGGUUUGCGUAGUUCUUGUCGAUGUCUCAAGUGAAUAUUUAAUCACAUACAGGCACUUUAAUAAAAAUAAUAUGUUUAAUAUCUAUGUAUGGAGUAUUAUCAUUAAGUGUCGCCGCACACGGACCACACUCGAUAGCCACAAACGCCGCUACAAGAAGCAAGAAGGGGCCACAAAAGUAGCUGAAGCGCGCGACAGCCACUUGUGGUCAGUGGUCGACACUUGUGGUCGGUGGCUGCUACUUUUUUAAUAAUAAUAAUAAAUAAUAAUAAUUUCUUUAUUCAUUAGAAAGCAAGUUUACAAAGAUAGCUUAUAAUAUAAUUAAGACCCUGAUUCUUUCUAGUAUAAAAAUUUAAAUAGACUAUGUACCUAUACCUAAUCCUAAUUUAUAUUCAAACAAAAAAAGAAAACAUAAUAGCUUAUACAAUUUGACAUUUUAUGAUUCUAUGACCAAUACAAAUCUAAUUCAAAAUUACUGUGACUGAUAAAAUAAAAUAAUAAUAAAGCCAAUUUUAUACUGUCAAAAUAACCCAUAACCUCAGACCAAUUAUUAUUGUAUAGGACCUGCCUCGCUAGACGUUACUUUUCUGUCAAAGUGAAUUUUUAUAAUCGCAUUAGAUCGUUGAUUAUAAAAACUAUCUAUAUGUUAAAUAGUUGUAAUCGUGUUCGUCGGUUAAAGAGCUCCGUAAAAAUACCUCCGGGUUUUGUGUAAUUGAAUUGUGUAAAAAACGGGCAAAAUCUUCUAGUUUAGUAUAACAUAUAUACCAAAACUAAGCUCGUUUUCCUCAGAAAAUGACAGACAAUUUUGUUCGUGACUAUGAGUGCGAUACAGGUCCUUCUAUAAUUGGUCUGAGCCCAUAACCCGUACAUGCAGUAUUGUAAUCGCGCGAGUGGCGUGUAGCGGCGUUUAGUGUAUGAAAACUACAGGAAAUAUGCCCGUAGCCAUCGAUCGUAGAUCGUUAGAUGGGCCUCAAGGCAUCGCGGAAUUGUCAUUGGUUUCGCACAUUGAGUACGUCAUCACUCGUAACACAUUUCUCUUUAUUCUUGUUGUGGCUAGUGUUUUUACACUUCCAAAAUGAACAUGAAGGGAUUAAAAUGAAAAAAAAACAGAAAAUAUUUUUUUAAGUCCACGUCCACUCACAGCACGCGCUUGUUACGUACUAAGAUAAAAUGUGCGUGCACGUCUUUGGGUAAUGACAUAAAAUUGUGCGUUCUUUAGUAUGGAGGGGCCCAUCUAACGAUUUAUAUCGAUGCCCGUAGCGGUGUUUUGUGGUUGUGGCCGGUGGCUCGUGUGCGGGAGCCCUUAGAAGCGAAUACUUAGGUAUUUCUAAAGAUUUAGGCAGACAACGGACGGGCGGAAGAUGAACGCUAGCGGAACGCUAUUGGUGAAUUGCACAUUUUGACACACUUUUUUUGACUCAGAACUCGAAUCCUCAUGAUUCAAAGCAUAGGCCUACUAAUAGACCAAUCUCAAAAAUAAUACUAAUAGAGGCAAUCUCAAAAAGCCUAAGAUGGCCUCAACAGUUUAUUAAACAGAACCUUAAUUUUUGUAAGAUCACCGUUUUCAUUUGUUUAUGUAUCAAAAUAUACAAAACUCAAAGGUGACUGACUGACAUAGUGAUCUAUCAACGCUCAGCCCAAACCACUGAACGGAUCGGGUUAAAAUUUGGCAUGCAGGUAGAUGUUAUGACGUAGGCAUCCGUUAAUAAAGGAUUUUGAUCAAUUCUACCCCCAAGGGGAUAAAAUAGAAGUUGAAAAAUUGUAUGGAAAUUCCUUCAUUUUUAGAGUUACACUUUUAAAAAUUUGUUCAUAAAUUAGAAAAAAAAUAACAAAUAUGACGUUUAUCAAGAAUUUUUAAAAUUCAAAGUUUACAUUGACUUCCACGCGGACGAAGUCGCGGGCGUCCGCUAGUAUUAUUACAAUUGUUUUAAAUAAAACUGUUUUUAUUUAAUUGACAUUUCCUGUAUUUCUAUCCCGUUCUCUAUCGUUCUGUCUGAUCCGCUGUGAACGGGUUACGGCGCACUACCCGUGUCCAAUGAAACACUGACUAAACUGUACUGAAUAUUUAUUAAUUGCACACACAUAAACUGAACAGAAAAAACCAUCUAACAUGGUUUGUACUACAUAAAGUCAAAUAAACAAACGUUAGCGCGAGUCACACUAUUUAUACCGCCAUCUGUCGAGAACUGUUGAAACUACGCGGACACUCUGCCCAAACCAUAAAACCCUUAUACCAAUUACCUUCUACAGAACUUGUAUCGCAUUAAAUUCACCAACGAAAUUGUCUAUCGUUUUUACGAUUCUACACACAACUAUAAAUUUCAAAUCGUAAUACACACGCGUGUAAUUUUAACAUAAUGAAACAUCGAUUCUAUAAAUGCAGAUGAAGACGUUUGAUCAUGAUCAUAUGUUUUUGACAAAGGGGUAACCUCUACCGAGGCAGGUCCUAUAGAAGGUAAUUGGUCUGAGACAUAACCCCACAUGAAACGAACCCUUAGCUCUACAUCUCAUAAUAUGUCCUUGUUAAGCUAGCAUAGGAUGUGUCUAGAAGUACCCGAACUGGUCCGAUUUGAAAAAUUCUUUCAGUGAUAGCCCAUUUAUCGAGGAAUGCUGUAGGUAUAUUUUAUCCCUGUAUUCUUACGGAAACGGGAACCACGCGGGUGAAACCGCGAGGCGUCUACUAGUAGGAUAUAUAUCUAAUAUGUCAUAAUAUGUCCUUGUUAAGCCAGCAUAGGAUAAACAUAGAAGUACCUACCCGAUUCUUUCAAUAUUAAAAUAUAGUACGGUUGAAAAUCAGCAUAUCAAAUCUGGCUCAUCGACAACGUCUUUAUAUAUAAAAAUAAUAUAAUAGAAAUAGGUAAUCAAAGUAUUUAAAUAGAAUUAAGAGAUAAUAGAAUAUUAUUUACAGUGUUUAUUUAUUUAUUUCACGCCAAAUGCAUUGUGUUCUUAAAAUAAAACCACGAGAGACUGUGGGAAAUUUUUUAAGGGGUGCUUCUCUAAAUUUCUUAGUAGUUUUCUUUUGCAUUACCUUUGUAAAAUUGACUAAAUGACAAUAUAAAUUAACAAUUUGAAAGCAUAGAUACGCAAAUUCAUCAGAAACUCAAUUCUUAUAUCUAAUACAAGUUUCAGGUAACCAUGAUACAAAUGACAAAGAUACCUACUUGUAAUUUCUUUUAUGUUUUCUAAUAUAUGGAUUAAUUUAUUCUUGAUAAUAAUAAUAUUUAAGAUCAUGAAACAAUUUUGAUAAACGAUUGAAUCUUAAAGGGCGAUUCAAAAUUCAAUAGAAGUAUUAAACUGUCAUAUGUUUCACGGAUAAAACAUUAAAAGGAUUAUUUAACACCCCCUCUAGAUUACCCACGCCCUCUCGGGCUAUAAUUAUACUAAUAUGAAGAAAAUUGCCAUUAGCUUACCGAAGUACAAAAUACGGAUGCCAAAUUUUUUUAAAGUGCAUAUAUUUAAUUUUUCUAAACAGCGAUAUUUUUGCAGAUUUGAUGUAGAUCACAUAUUUGUUACGAAUAAUAAACAGAAUGCCAUUUAUGUGAAUUGUGUAAAAUUGAUUCUGGUAGACAAUAAGAAUAAAUCACUUUAUCUCCACCACCCCCUCCCCUCUCCUAUAAGGAGGGAGUCUGCCCCUAAAGUGGGACCAUAAUGAUGAUGAUGAUUUACCGUUCUGGUACGGUGUCGUCUAGAAACCGAUGUCGUGGAUUUUCAUCCUAUUUCUAACAAGUUAUCCCGCUUCCAUCAUAGAUUGCAUCAUCACUUACCAUCAGGUGAGAUUGUAGUAAAGAGCUAACUUGCAAAGAUUCAUCAUGCGGCAUUGUUUUUGACACGCGUAACAAAUAUGUUUUCCGCCCUUUAUAAUGUUAAUGGUACUAAAAAUUUAUAUAAUUAACCAGUAAAUUAAGUGAUAAUGGUCUAUCUUUUUAUAUCCAAUAUACGAUAUAAAUUUUAUUAAUUUAGCAGUAAGAUUAAGUAGCCUUGCCUGUGGAUUAUCACCCGGGAAAUAAUUAAGCGUUUAAAACCCGCCAUUUGUGUUAUGGGUAGAAAAAUUCGUACCCCUUAACAACCUGAUACAUGUUAAGCUCUCAUUUGGUAAAUCUGAAAGACCGUUCAGACUUAACAAGUGAGAUAGCGUAGAUGGUCCAUGUUGACUAGCGAGUCGUAUAUAUGGGAAGAAAUUUUUUCUACCCCCUUCAAGUUAGUCCUCUACCACCUAAGACUUGCAGUCUUUCAAACUUAAAAUAAAUAAAACAAUGAGCGGGUUUACUGCAAUCGUCAAUUUUUUUGUAAUUUUCAUUGAUUUUGUAAUCGAAAGUGAAAUAAUUAUAAGAUCACCAUUAGGUACAUCACCCCAUACAUAACCUAAAAGUAUUAUUAAAAAUACGCUGAUUGGCUCAAUUUUGAGAUGAUUUGGAUGAAAAAUUGGUGUUCGAUAAGUUGAUAUAGGUUGUGUAGAUUUUUUACUAUUAUUUAUUUAUUUUAGAAAUAAUUGUGUAAAAUAUUCAAAAAAAUAUAUUUAUAAAAAUGGUGUCCCCACAUAUCGUUACCAUAAAGUUACCACCAUUAUUUGAUAAGUUUGUUUGUACUGUAAUCGUAUAUUCAUUAUUAUACCCAAUAAAUUUAGUAUUUCACUUAAAAAUACGUAUAUUGUAUGAGUAGUGUCGAGAAAGAAAAUAAAAUAUAUAAAAAAAAAUUUUGUUUGUCACUAUACGGGUCAAUUUACACUGCCAAAUGGAAUGGAAUGGAAGCGCCAAAUUUCGCCUCAUUGCGCGUGAAGCCGCGUGAAUUCGCGGGAAUGCUCGAGAAUUCAACAUAGCGUAAUACCGACCGAUCGAACUCUA